This is a messenger RNA of Mucor velutinosus, 975 nucleotides long. RefSeq lists its product as uncharacterized. The transcript has a single exon. Lineage: Eukaryota; Fungi; Mucoromycota; Mucoromycetes; Mucorales; Mucoraceae. The coding region runs from base 1 to 975 and encodes 324 amino acids. The record is from RefSeq and is a predicted model, not a curated record.
AUGGCGCAACAGAUUGAAUUCUUUCUACAUCCACCAUCACCUGUUUGCUCAGCCUCAAUAUCAAAUCACGAUGGCAGCAAUGCUGUGACAUCGGAUAGCAAUACCUGCACUUUACCACCUGUCAGUUUGCUGUUGCAGUGCAAUCAGCGGCAACAUCAGGACGAUCCCACCGAUUUACCAACACUCUGUCUACCAUCACCUUCAUUGUCUUCUUCCAGCUCACUCUUGGAGCCCGUAGAACCGUACUCAUCGACAUUGAGUGACAAUAGCUCCUCGCCAUCUCUUUCUCCAUUCAUGGGCUCGUUAUCGCUUGAUUCUCCGCCGCAAUUGUCUCCUCAAACAUCACCCUACCCUGCUUACCGACUUUUGUUACCUCCUCCUACGAAUACCAGACGAUGUCGAUCACUUUCCAAUGCCUCAACUAAUUCCACCAACUCUAAUUUUUCCCAGUCAUCCACAAACAUGAGCCGUAGAUUAUCUGAUCCGCCUAUUUUCUCGGAUCUAUCGCCUUCAGUGGAGCCUUACAUUGCGAAGCGAAAAAGAGGUAGGCCUCCAAACACGUCUCGCCCACAGCCUCAUCAACGUGACAGUUGGACAUUUGUAACUCCCACAGUAUGGGAUGUGAAGCAGCAAACAAAGGAGACCGAGCACCAAGUUUCAGCGCACUCACCACAAGCAUCACAGCAGCAUGAACAGCCAACGCAAUCACAUAUGGUGGACAAGGAUGAGGAUUUCAUGGUGCUACAUUGGCCAACAUCGUCUACUGCGACUAAAUCAAAGGAUGAGAUGCAGCAACAGGGGCAAAAUACGUUUACGAAUACCACAAUGGACACAACAUUGAGCAUGCCCAAGAAAAAGAGAGGCCGAAAACCCAAGAUGCAACUAGCAGGAAACUUUUGCUUUGUUUGGCGAGAUUUAACAGCUAGGCGAGGCGCAAAUAAGAAGAAAUCCACCCCGGCUAUUGCAAAGCCUUAG